Messenger RNA from Alternaria atra, 1476 nucleotides. RefSeq lists its product as uncharacterized. The transcript has 6 exons. The record is from RefSeq and is a predicted model, not a curated record. Gene Ontology annotation, biological process: regulation of DNA-templated transcription. Lineage: Eukaryota; Fungi; Ascomycota; Dothideomycetes; Pleosporales; Pleosporaceae. Bases 1 to 1476 code for a protein of 491 amino acids. Gene Ontology annotation, molecular function: DNA-binding transcription factor activity.
AUGGUGAAUCGACGAGCUAGCGACGCAGCUCCUCCACCUCAAACGCCUAUUGCGCCCGUCGCAAAGCGGAAACGACGUGCUUCCUGUCUGGGAGAACAGGAGCGACGCGAGAGGAAAAGAGCCAUCGACCGCGAAGCCCAACGCUCACUGCGAGAAAAGACAAAGACGCACAUUGCAGAGCUGGAGCGAACGAUCCAGAUACUCCGAGAUCAAGAUCGUAAUGGAGCGACCGCAAGUUUACUGUCUGAAAUUGAUGGCUUAAGGGCGGAGAAUGAACGAUUGAAAGAUGUAAUUGAUAGUGUCAAAAGCGUGGUAGGACUCGACUUUGGCGUGUCUAGUAAGGCUACCGCGACGGCGGUGCCACGACCACAACAGGCCGACGAUGGGGGCGAUGGGGGCGAUGGGGGCAUCUCUCCUGCUGCAACCAGUGCCGGCCAGCGAUCGCCUAAGCCGCGCGCCAUGUCGCAUGGCAGUGCGACGAGACCAUCUCUACCAACACCCGUCGAUCAAUCGAGUUCUUUUGUUCCAUCUAGGAUAAACCGCCCACUCGAUCUCGAUGGCAUGACGGUCAUGUCAGACGUGCACGUGCCCGUGGCGUUGGCAAACCAACAUGAACAUCUCGAGAUGGAGCACGAUCUCCAGCCUGUCCGAGAAAGCUCAGAGGAAGGGGAGGUGGAGGACUUACCCUGGGGUAAUGCACCAGCAACAGCAACCUGGGCGCCCAUGAUGGAAGAAAUCUUUGGCCCAAACUGGCGUUAUCCAUCCCCAACUAUCCUCCACAUCGGCAAUCCAGACACCCCAGCCACCUCAACCCCUUCCUCCGUCUGUCCCGUCUGGAAAAAGAGCAACGAACUCUUCGGCAAAGUCUUCACUUACCAUCAUCUGCGGUCCGAGACUGCAGAAGCAGGACUUCUCUACCUAGGCAUAAAACAUGGUUGGGACAACUCAUCAUCACCAGAAUGGACGAAGAGUCCCGCGCUCACGAUUUUGAAACAGGUUGACGAGUUACUAUUUGUGCAUCUACCCAAUGUGGAGAGGUUGGCUGUGGCAUAUAAGAGUCUCAAGCUGCUCAAGUAUUAUCUCAACGCAACAAAAGAAGAAUUAGACAAAGUACCAGACUGGCUUCGUCCAAGUUUCUCACAAUCCUCAACCUCCCACCCCAUAGCCCUCGACUUCUUCGCCUGGCCUACCAUUCGCUCCCGCCUACUCAACCAUCACGCCACACUCUUCCAAACCAGCGCAGGUGCCGACCUCUCAAGCUGCUACUCGCGCUUCCUGCGCUUCGACUGGCCGUUUUCCUUUGAAGACGCCUUCUUCCUCGACGAGAAUACCGGCAUGCAUUACCCCAGUCCGCUGUUUGAGCAUUAUCACGGGGAUCUAAAGUACUGGUCGGUAGACGAACAGUUUUUCGAUACGUUUCCGGAGAUGAGGGGGGAUAUUGAAGGGGAUAAGGAGUGGGGGAGGAAGGCUCGUUAA